Messenger RNA from Cucurbita pepo subsp. pepo (vegetable marrow), 3959 nucleotides. Lineage: Eukaryota; Viridiplantae; Streptophyta; Magnoliopsida; Cucurbitales; Cucurbitaceae. The record is from RefSeq and is a predicted model, not a curated record.
AGGAAAAUUCCUAAAAUCCCCCAAACCCAAUCUCAUCCUCUUCAAACCAAACAAACUCCAUUUCUCCUCUUCUUCCAACCCUAAAUCCACAUUCUUCUUCUUCCUCCUCCUCUUUCUACAAUUCUUUUUCACCGUCGAUCCGAUCAUGCUCUUCAGAUAUAUGUGGUAUGAAUAAAUUGAGCAUAAUUGAUGGAAGAUAAGUAUACAGAUGGCUAAAAUGUCUGCUUCCGCUUCUGCAUCAUGGGAGCGGGCUCAACGCCUUUAUGAAAAGAAUAUUGAGUUGGAGAAUCGGUGUAGAAAGUCAGCUCAGGCUCGAAUUCCUUCAGAUUCCAAUGCAUGGCAACAAAUACGGGAAAAUUAUGAAACAAUAAUCCUUGAGGAUUAUGCUUUCUCUGAACAGCACAAUAUUGAAUAUGCCUUGUGGCAACUGCAUUACAAGCGAAUUGAGGAGCUGAGAGCACAUUUCAGUGCUGCUUUGGCUUCUGCUGGUUCUAACAAUUCUCAAGGCGUGCCUACAAGGCUUGACAGAGUUCCAAAAAUAAGAUUGCAGUUCAAAACAUUUCUUUCAGAAGCUACUGGAUUUUACCAUGAUUUAAUAUUGAAAAUCAGAGCAAAAUAUGGGCUUCCUUUGGGUUUUUUCUCGGAGGAUGCAGACAACCGUAUGGCUACAGAUAAAGAUGGAAAGAAGCCUGCUGACAUAAAGAAAGGUCUCAUUUCUUGUCAUCGUUGUUUGAUAUACUUGGGUGAUCUUGCACGCUACAAAGGGUUAUAUGGGGAAGGUGAUUCAAAAAAUCGGGAGUAUACUGCAGCCUCAAGUUACUACCUGCAAGCAGCAUCACUUUGUCCAUCUAGUGGCAAUCCUCAUCAUCAGCUUGCUAUAUUAGCUUCAUACUCAGGAGAUGAGCUGGUUGCUGUUUAUCGAUAUUUCCGGAGUCUGGCAGUUGAUUCUCCAUUUUCUACUGCCAGAGAUAAUUUGAUUGUUGCAUUUGAGAAGAACCGUCAGAGCUAUUCUCAGCUGUCAGGGGCUGCUAAAGCUUCUGUGGUGAAGGAAUCACCUAUUCGAUUUAGUGGAAAAGGACGGAAAGGAGAAGUGAAGCUUGCAACUAAAGAUUCUAAUGCUGAACCCCCAAAGGAGAGUGUGCUAUCUCCACAGGAGCCAUUUAAAUCCUUUUGCAUUAGAUUUGUUCGUCUAAAUGGAAUUCUUUUCACGCGCACAAGCCUAGAGACGUUUACAGAGGUUCUCUCAUUGGUAAAUAGUAGUUUCUCAGAACUUUUGUCUUCUGGACCUGAAGAGGAACUGCUUUUUGGAACAGUUGCUGCUGAGAAUAGUCUCAUCGUAGUUAGAAUUGUUGCAAUUCUUAUAUUCACAGUUCACAAUGUGAAUAAAGAAACUGAAGGUCAGACGUACUCAGAAAUUGUACAACGGGCCGUUUUGAUACAGAAUGCACAUAUUGCAGUUUUUGAGUUGAUGGGUUCUAUUCUUGAUAGAUGUUCCCAGUUGUGUGAUCCUUUAUCAAGUUUUUUUCUGCCUGCUCUUCUAGUUCUUGUUGAAUGGUUGGCAUGUUGUCCGGAAAUUGCAGCAAGCAGUGAAGUUGAUGAUAAACAGGCUACUGCUAGAUCAAAAUUUUGGAACCGUUGCAUCUCCUUCUUCAAUAAGCUUUUGUCUAGUGGUUGUGUGUCUUUAGAUGAUGAGGAUGAAACUUGCUUUUUUAACCUCAGUAAGUAUGAAGAGGGCGAAACUGAUAAUCGGCUUGCAUUAUGGGAGGAUCUUGAAUUAAGGGGAUUCUUGCCACUUCUUCCUGCACAGACUAUAUUGGAUUUUUCAAGGAAGCAUUCUGGAAGUGAUGGCAAUAAAGAAAAAGUUGCUCGCGUUAAAAGGAUUCUGGCUGCAGGGAAGGCUUUAGCUAAUAUAGUCAAGAUCGAUCAAGAACCAAUAUACUACAAUUCAAAGGUGAAAAGGUUUUGUACUGGAAUUGAACCUCAAGUGCCAAAUGAUUUUGUCAUUCCAUCGUCUUCUACCAUGAUGCCUGGUCCAGGCAAUGCAAUGCAAGGAACUCAAGUAGAGAAAACAAAUAACUUGGCAGUUGGGAAGUCAAGUUCUCAGCUAGUUUUGGAAGGUGAAGAGGAUGAUGAAGUAAUAGUCUUUAAGCCUCUAGUUGCUGAGAAGCGAAUUGAAAUGGCUGAUGCAUUGCGGUCAGGUUAUGAGGGUUUGCAACUUGCGAGAAAUUCUUCUGGGGGUGAUCUGAGAUCCUAUGGUGGCAUGACAACCUCUUCUGAGGAUAUUCACCUGUCAAGUGGUUUUGAGUCAAGUUCUCAAGCACCUAUGGCUGCUGCUAAUAUUAACACUCUCCAUUGGCAAACAAUUCAGUCAAAUGCUUCUAAGUGGCCUCUUGAACAGAAAGCUUGUCUUGUUGACAGCUUGCAAAGUUUGAGGUUAUUGGAGAAUGGGCAUGGGAUGAAAUCUGAUCUUCAGAAUGAUAUAAGCAUGUUUAAUCCUGCAGUUCACUCGAUGCCUGUCAAACAAACUGUUAGCAUGAAUAGUGAUGUCUUUUACAAUGACAAAAAGCCCCUAGGAGUUCAAGUACAAUCUAGGAAUGAUGGUCCUGUCUCAUUUGGAGGUGUUAUCGACCCAAUGACCACAGGUGUAUUUUCUAGCCUUCAAUCAGGGUUGAGAAAACAUCCAGUAAGUCGACCAGUUAGGCAUCUUGGACCUCCUCCUGGUUUCAAUCACGUUACUACUAAGCAUGCUAAUGAAUCCCUUCCUGGUUCAGAGUUUAGAAGUGAGAAUCAGACCAUGGAUGAUUAUAGCUGGUUGGAUGGGUAUCAGCUGCCCUCUUCUACAAAAGACUCUGCUAAUGCUACACAUCUCACAUCUCAUAUGAAUGCUCAGCAAAUUGGUGGUAGUAAUGUAUUGAGUGCGGCCAUCAGCUUCCCUUUUCCUGGCAAACAAGUUCCAAACGUGCAGUCUCCGAUAGGAAAACAGAAAGGCUGGCCUGAUUUCCAGGUUCUUGAGAAUCUAAAACAGCACAAUGAACAACAUCUGCAGCCACAUCAACAGCUUGUGAAUGGUGGUAGCCAACUCUUUACUCCACUGCCUGAGCAAUAUCCAGGACAGUCUAUUUGGACAGGUCGUUACUUCAUGUGAUGUCAGUAUGAGAGUAUAGAUGGUCUUUGGGAAUGAUAAUGGUGAUUGUACCACAUCCUGGUGCCAAAUUGAACUCCACCUUUGCUGCUUGUUGAAAAAUUUGUUGGAGCAUUUCUGGCCUUGGAUUUAAGCAGGCACUUGCUACCAUAACAGCAAAUUGGCCGAGCUCUCCAGCAAGAGGAAAAGGAAUUUGGGAACAUUUUUUCGAUAAGCUGUUCGUAUGGAAGUAAAUGCCUUGUCAGGUUGCUUGGGUUGGUUAGAAGGUCUUUUACGUUGAUCGAUUUUGGGGCUUAUCUCACAAGGGGUUGGUGGGAUAAGUGGUGUACUCAGUAAUCUCUACUUAACUGUCGAGUCUAGCUGUUGAAAUUGCUUUUACUAUCAUCAUCCGAUGGCAGGUGAUAAUAUCGUGCUGCUUGGCAAGUUCUUUCUCCGAAGACUUAUUGGUAUAUUCUAUGCGGGUAAGAAUCUACAUUACCUAAACUGGAUGAUGGUGGGGUUGGUUUCAAAUCAUAUGUUGUUUAGUUUGGAUGGAUGACUACACUCUUUGAUAUGAAUCACCCUUCCCUUGCUUUCAGUUGUGAAAGAAAGGGUGUUGGUUGUUAUUAUGCACACUAUUAUGUUACUACGAGUGAACUGGAAUCUUUGGGAACUUUCUAGUUUUAAAUGUCGUCGGGUCAGUCGGGUCAGUCGUUCUUUCUUUCUAGUAUGGAAAUAAUUUGUCAAAUGUGACAGACAGUUUGCUUGUUACUUAUGUACUAUGGUUUGUCCCAUCAUUUUGUGUAUGUUUAAAUGGUAUGGUUUUAUUAUUGGUUCA